GGCCGGAGUUACGGCUGUCCAGAAACGCGUUUACCCCGACAGGCACGUCUCCACAAGAUCACAGGAAGCCAGGAAAGCGCCUUGGAAGACCGGAAGUUGUUCGAUCACGUGACCUUCUUUAGCCCUCCGAACCCAGAUGUCCAGCAAGGUGGCCAUCAGCAGUGACACUGGACAGGCCCGCCGGGCAGUGGAGCAGCUGCAGAUGGAGGCAGGCAUCAACCGAGAGGUGAGGGUCGGGGCUGGUGCAGGAGGUGGGAAGACGUGGGAACACAUGGGCCAGCGCAUAGGUGCAUGCCCAGGUCUGGCUGACUGGGUUGGUCUGCAGGUGUCCAAGGCAGCUGCCGAUCUGCUGCAGUUCUGCAUGGAGCAGGCCAAGAGCCCUUUCCUUGUGGGCAUCCCAGCCACUACCAACCCCUUCAAGGAGAAGCCCUGUGCUAUCCUAUGAACCCAGGACAACGUCCCCCCUGUGGCCUGAGCAGACCAGGGGGCCUCAAUAAACAUGAAGUGAAUAAUUCUCAGGGCAUGGCUGGGCCGGGCUGAGAUGGCAGACCAGAGGGACUUUGGGCUUGCAGGGGCCAGGCGCACACCUGGCCCAGCCUCCUCCCUGGCCUGCCCCCAGGGUCACAGUCACAGCAGCACACACACACACCCUGGAGCCCCAGUGGAGAGCACAUUGUCCCUCUUGCCCUCCCCAGCACCCAUGGGAGCCUGAGCAGGUGCCCUCUCCCACCAUGCAAACAAAUGUCAAGGAUUUGAGUCCUAAUCUACACGUCAUAUGUCGCACACACAGAAGUGACAUCAUAGACACAGGUGCUCACAGUCUUCAGGACUCUGCCUCUUCAAACAAAUGCACAGCAGCAGCUGGCAGGCACCCCCUAGCCCAGCCUUGUAAUCUCUCCCAGUCACUCCCACACAGGCCUGCAGCCCCCCAAGCCCCAAGCAGGCUCAGGCCAAGCCCCGGCGGGCAAACCACACUCAUACUGCAGGUCCAAGCACCAACACGUCAGGUUUAUUUCUCUUUCACUCUCACCUGAGAGCGGUACAUCCAAAUCAUAACAAAACCAGGCCCCCCCCUUCCCACAAAAAAAACCAGGGCCCUAGGGUAGGGAGCAGCCCCCUGGGUGGGCCUGAAUCCCAACUUCAACCCCGUAUGUAUAGGGCCCAGACCAGAACCUUCACCCGAAUGUGGCCAGGACUCCUUGUGCCCUAGGCCCUGUGGGGGAGACAGGCAGCACCAAUGUUGGGGAUGGUCCCCCAAGAACAGAGGCCGAGGCCCAGCCACCAGCCGGCAGUAUCCACAUCCACGUCCACCUGCUCAGGCCUGCAGCCUCCAGACCUCUAGCGACAGGCCCCCAGAGGCAGCCACCACCAGGUUGCCCUCAGCACAGACCUGGGAGGGGACAGGGACAUGAGGAGUCAGGGACAGUGGCAUUCUGGCCAGCUGGGCAGGGCACGUGGGGCAGGACCUUACCUUGGUGAACCCAUUGUCGUGCCUUCGGGUGCAGAUGGUCCUUGGCGGGUCUGUGGGCACGUGCACCUGGUGAGGGGCAACGGGCCAAGGUCAAGAGGGGUGCCCCUGGCUGAUGGAGGUGGGGAGGGCAGGGGCUGGGCAGGAGCCUCACCCGGAGGGUCUUGUCAGUGGAUGCAGUAUACAAGGCUCCCAGUGAGUACUGGAUCCCAGUGAUGUGAGACCUGUGGCCCACGUUGAAGGACUGCGGGAGGAGGUCAGGUGACACUCAGGUGGGCCUCUCCCAACUGCACCCCCCAACACCACCGGGGGCCCAGGGGUAGGAAGGAGGCCUGAAGGGGAGGGAUGGGCAGGGGCAGGAGCCCCAGCAGACCCGGACAUGCUGGAAGCAGCCGUUGCGGUUGGCGAAGACGUGCAGCAGGCCCUCGUUGUCACCAGUCCAGAGCUGCAUGUCCUGGUGGGACAUGCAGAGCAGGUAGGAGUCCAGCUGUGAGAGGGACAAGGGACAUGGCAGCUCAGGCCAGACUGGGCCUGUGACCAUCCCCAUCCCUCCAGGCCCCUGGAGAGGGCCCACCUGCAGCCGCUGCAGGACUCUGUUGGCUCGGCGGUCAACCACCACCAGGGUGCGGUCCUCGCUGCCUGAGAUGAUGUGCUGGUCAUCUGCCAGCAGGGCCAACACAGGGCUAGAGUGUAGUCGCUGGCUCUUCAACAGGGCUGGGCCGGCUUCAUGGGCAAUGGGCCAGGGAGGAGGGAAAUCAGAGCCCCUCAAAGGUCCCCCCAGCCCAGGGGAGCAUCCUGGGUCUCCAUUCUGUCUGGCAAAACCCUUGAUCUGCUCAUUCCCCCACUCCACAGAGUGACCCAUCUCUCCUUUCCUGCCUCAGCUAAAUCCAGGCCUCUGCCCAUCCCUGUCCCCAUCCCAUAGCCCUCCUCCAGUCUCAGCUACUGUUCUCAGCACGGAGCUGACCAAGGUGGUCUCAGUCUUGCAUCUGCCCUCAGGUUGGCCUGAAACACACCUCUACCCCACAGCCCUGCUCCAGCUCUGCCUGGACAAGGUACACGGGCCCUUCAAUUAAACAAAAUAAGAAUGAAUAUAGGCCAGGCACAGUGGCUCACACCUGUAAUCUCAGUACUUUGGGAGGCUGAUAUGGGCAGAUCACCUGAGCCCAGGAGUUCAAGACCAGCCUGGGCAAUGUGGCAAGACCCCGUCUCUAUUUGAGAAAAAAAGAAAAAUGGCCAGGCGCAGUGGCUCACACCUGUAAUCCCUGCACUUCGGGAGGCAGAGGUGGGUGGAUGUGAGGCCAGGAGUUCAAGACCAGCCUGGCCAACAUAAUGAAACCUCAUCUCUACUAAAAAUACAAAAAUUAGCUGGGCAUGGUAGUAGGCACCUGUAAUCCCAGCUACUUGGGAGGCUGAGGCAGGAGAAUUACUUGAACCCCGGAGGCAGAAGCUGCAAUGAGCCGAGUUCAUGCCACUGCACUCCAGCCUGGGCAACAGGCUAGAGUAAGACUCCAUCUCAAAAAAAAAAAAAAGAAAGAAAA
Molecule: messenger RNA, 3006 nt
Organism: Callithrix jacchus (white-tufted-ear marmoset)
Lineage: Eukaryota; Metazoa; Chordata; Mammalia; Primates; Cebidae
Gene: GNG14
Product: G protein subunit gamma 14
Biological process (GO): G protein-coupled receptor signaling pathway
Cellular component (GO): heterotrimeric G-protein complex
Molecular function (GO): G-protein beta-subunit binding
Source: RefSeq, a predicted model, not a curated record